This is a messenger RNA of Gasterosteus aculeatus aculeatus (three-spined stickleback), 2548 nucleotides long. Its product is annotated as organic cation/carnitine transporter 2. Gene Ontology annotation, biological process: transmembrane transport. Gene Ontology annotation, molecular function: transmembrane transporter activity. The record is from RefSeq and is a predicted model, not a curated record. NCBI's taxonomy places the organism in Eukaryota, Metazoa, Chordata, Actinopteri, Perciformes, Gasterosteidae. Gene Ontology annotation, cellular component: membrane.
UCUCGCGGCGCUCAUUAGAAGCACAGCAGACAGGACAGCGGCAGCGGGAGGGGAGACCAUGAAGGACUUUGAGGCCUCGGUAGCUUUCCUGGGUCAGUGGGGUCGGUUCCAGCAGGUGGUCUUCUUCCUGCUCUGCGCCAGCGUCGUGCCCAAUGGAUUCGGGGCUUUUUCCGUUGUCUUCCUGACCGACACUCCCGCCCACCGCUGCCUCGUCCCCGAGGUCAACCUGACCCAAGACUGGCUCGACGUCAUCAUCCCGAUAGAGGUGGUGGACGGGAAGCAGCAGCUGAGCCGCUGCAGCAGGUUCCGGCUGGACGUGGUCAGGAACCUCUCGGCUCUGGGACUCGCUCCCGCCGUGGAGGUGGACCUCAGCGACCUGCCGCAGGAGACGUGUGUGGACGGUUGGAGCUACAGCAGAGACGUCUACCAGUCCACCAUCGUGUCCCAGUUUGACCUUGUGUGCCGAGACCAGUGGAAGCAGCCGUUCACCUCAACACUUUACUUCCUGGGGGUUCUUUGUGGAUCCUUCUUCUCGGGACUGCUGUCAGACAGGUUUGGAAGGAAGCCGGUUUUGUUUGCCACCAUGGCUAUUCAGACUGUUUUUAUUUUCGUUCAAAUCUUUUCCAACUCAUGGACGGUGUUCGUGGUCCUCCUCUUCAUCAGCGGUUUGGGGCAGAUCUCCAACUACAUAUCUGCCUUCGUGCUGGGCAAUGAGAUCUUGACCGGCCGUGUCCGGGUCCUCUUCUCCUCGCUCGGCGUGUGUCUGGCUUUCGCCUUCGGCUUCAUGAUGCUGCCGCUGUUCGCUUACUUCCUGAGGGACUGGAGGUCUCUGCUGUUGGCGACCUCCCUGCCCAGCCUGCUCUACAUCCCCCUCUGGUGGUGGAUCCCAGAGUCUCCUCGCUGGCUGCUCUCUCGGGGCCGGGUGGAGGAGGCCGAGGCCGCGGUGAGGAAGGCUGCCGAGAUGAACAAAGUGGAGGCUCCGCAGGUCAUCUUUGAAGACCACAGCCUGCACGCCGAUGUGACACAUCUGCACCCGAAGGAGCAAACGAAUGUCUUCGACCUGCUGAGGACGAAGCCCAUCAGAGACACCACAGCCAUCAUGUGCCUGGUGUGGUUCACUCUGAGCACCGGCUACUACACCCUGUCGCUGAACACGUCCCACCUUCACGCCGACCCCUACGUCAGCUGCUUCCUCUCGGCGGCGGCGGAGGUGCCGGCGUACACGCUGAGCUGGCUGGCGCUGCGGUUCCUCCCGCGGCGCCCGUCGGCCGUUGGCAUUUUACUCGUCGGGGGAGCGUCGCUGUACUCGAUUCAGCUGGUGCCCGAAAGUCUGCCCGCACUGUCCACGGCUCUGGGCAUGCUGGGUAAGUGUGUCAUCACCGCUGGCAUAGGCCUGGGGUUUGCUUACACGGCGGAGCUGUACCCCACGGCGCUCAGGAACACCGCCGCGGGGACCCUCACCGCCGUGUCCCGGGUGGGGGGUUGCGUUUCCCCUUUUGUGUUCCAGCUGAGUGUUUACUUUAAGCCCCUCCCCCACAUCGUGAUGGGGACUCUGGCCGUUGUGUCGGCCUUCGCCGCUUUCUUCCUUCCAGAGAGUUUUGGACGACCUCUUCCUCAAACUAUUCAUCAGAUGCCCAGCAGAGAAAGCAUCAGGUGCUUGUUUGCCACAAGAAGAGAACCUUCAAAACCUGCUGCGCUUUCUGAAAGUCGACUCUGAUCGUCAUAAAAUGCUACUCAUUCAUUGCUGCCGCAUAAUUAACUCUAGUUUCACUCGUAUCAAUUCUACUGCACGGACAAACAAUGCAGUGUGUGCUUGUUACCUCACACCAUAAAUAUGUAAAUACCAUUUCAAUCAACUAAAGUAUGAAAUAUGCAGGCGUUCAAUGUGAUUUAAAGAUGUCCCAUAACAUAUUUAAAUCAUUUAAAUCGUUAGAAGAGUGAACAUCAGGGUCGUGUGAAUAUGGGAACAAUUGUAUUGCUGUUGUUAAUGUUUAAUGCAGAUUUUAAAGAUAGAGUUUAAUGCAAUAGAGAAAUGAUGACUCCAAGACGCACAUUACAUUGUUGCAAUGACAGUUAUGCUGCUCAGUCCAGAUGCAGACAACACAAAUCUAGAAAGAAAGAAUCCUCUUGACUCAUUAUAACGGCCCCACUGAGCAGAAACACGGCCGAGCGGUGGAUGUUCUUCCUCCGGUUGUUCACCCUCGUUCAGAGGAGAACUGAAGACUUCCUGCCGGCAGCGUUUCUCUUUUCCUCGCUGUGUGCGAGAGAGUACGGUUUCUUCCUGCAACAUCUGGAGCAGACAGAGGUUUACAGUCGAUUAGCAGACGCACAACAAUGGAAUGAAUGAACGAAGUCUGUGCUUUCACACGCUGAGCUGCUGAUUUUGUUUUAUAGGUUCUUAUCAUAUAACAAUUAUUGUGUAACUUCGGGGGGGGUUCAUGUGACAAAUACAAAAAGUACUAAAUGUUAAUCAGAUGUUUUCUAAAAAAUCUCACAAUUGAUCAGUGAAUGAAUAAUUAUGAUUAAAGUCACCUUAUUUCCUAAUAAG